GUACGGUACUUGCUUCUUUUGGACUCUGGUGACUCGCGAGUGCUGAAUAUUAGUGGAUGAGCUAAAUCGAAGAUUUUGAGGGUUUUAAUAGAAAAACCAAAGACGACGAGGAAGAACAAGAGAAAAUGCCGUGCUUAAACCUUUUCAUGAAUGUUAGCCUCGAUGAAAUCGACAUCUCUUCAAUCCUCUCCGAAGCUUCCAAAUCCGUUGCUAACAUCAUUGGCAAACCAGAAUCCUAUGUGAUGAUUGUGGUUAAAGGGUCAAUUCCGAUGUUAUUUGGCGGUACUGAUGAACCUACAGCUUAUGGUGAGCUAGUAUCAAUUGGGGGUUUGAACCCUGAUACAAACAAGAAAUUGAGUGCUGCAAUUGCUGCAAUUCUUGAAACAAAAUUGUCUAUUCCAAAAUCGAGGUUCUAUCUCAAAUUCCAUGACACAAAGGCACAUCAAAGUCAAGAAUUUGCACAGUGUUUACAUGCUUUACACCAGCACUAGAUACAUCGUUCUGACUUUGGAUGGAAUGGAACCACAUUCUGAAUCAUUUAUCACUUCUGGUGUGUUUUCCACUUGUCUUAAUCUUUAACUAAACAUUGCUAUUUGUAGUAGCAAGCCAUUAGGUUUAUGUGUGGUUAUUGUCCUCAUUGCACACUUCUGCAUGGAUAUUUAGGGGCAGCCUUAUCUUGUUAUUACCAAACAAUUUUAAUUAUAUGAUAUUCUGAACUCUUCAUGUGCUUGUA
Messenger RNA from Papaver somniferum (opium poppy), 733 nucleotides. RefSeq names its product macrophage migration inhibitory factor homolog. Gene Ontology annotation, molecular function: phenylpyruvate tautomerase activity. Bases 126 to 491 code for a protein of 121 amino acids. Lineage: Eukaryota; Viridiplantae; Streptophyta; Magnoliopsida; Ranunculales; Papaveraceae. The transcript is spliced from 4 exons. The record is from RefSeq and is a predicted model, not a curated record.